GUUUUGGUUUACUUUUGCUUUGUUUUCCUGUGUUUUCAUCGCAUUCUUUCUGUUGAUAACGUUGAUUGUGUAUUUUGCUUCUAAAUUGUGGGAAGACAAAUGUGCGAUGAUUAUUUUCUGUUUCUAGUUAUUGGUGAAAGCUUUCUGAUUCUGCUACCUUAUGUUCGCUUUGAGGGUAAGGCGUUCAUUUUAUCGAUCUGAUUAACAGAGGAGGAGACGACGCGCUUAACAUUUAGAGCAACCUCAGUUGACUAUGUUUUCUCAUAAGAUGUGGGCAUUUUAUAUUUGAGGUCCGUUUGCUGGAGAAGGAGCCAAGUACUAGACUUUUAAGGCUUCAGUUAUGCGUGUUUUGGUUCAACUGAGUAAUCAUUUUAUAAACCAUAGGCCUUCUUGCUUGGAGAAAUCUUCUACGGAAUUUCAUUCUCCUGAAGCUUGUGCUGAGCUGACUAGUUGCAGAGGCAGAAGACGCAAACAUGGAGGGAGUGCCAAAGAACAUCACACACCAAAUUGGAGGGCUCCAAAAUGACACACUUCGUUCUGGACUUCAGGGCGUCAAGAGUGACAUCAUUGGAUCUCAUCCUCUUCAAUCCGCUCAAAAAUCCGUAAGGCGAACACAGGAAACAAUGAAGAGGAAGUGCAUUAUCAAUACAUAUGGGUCUGCUUUUCCACUGAAGAUGGACCUGGACAGGCAAAUACUUUCUAGAUUCCAGAGACCUCCAGGAGCUAUUCCAUCUUCGGUGCUGGGUUUUGAAGCUUAUACCGGAACUCUUGAUCACAUUUGUUUUGAGGAUUAUCUUAAUGAUCCCCGAGAAUCUGAAUCUUUCCGGCCACCAGACAUGCACCAUGGAAUGGAAGUUCGCCUUGGUCUUUCCGAGGGGCCAGUCUGCCCAAGCUUCGUAUAAUGAGUGCAUCCGAAUAUUCAUUACAAUGAGAGGGAUGGAGCUAGCAGCAUGUUUCAUUAGGGUACUAUUUACCAAUGCUAAGGAUGU
Neltuma alba is the source of this 989-nucleotide messenger RNA. RefSeq names its product cyclin-B1-2-like. The transcript is spliced from 5 exons. Bases 474 to 902 code for a protein of 142 amino acids. Gene Ontology annotation, biological process: proteasome assembly. The record is from RefSeq and is a predicted model, not a curated record. NCBI's taxonomy places the organism in Eukaryota, Viridiplantae, Streptophyta, Magnoliopsida, Fabales, Fabaceae. Gene Ontology annotation, cellular component: cytoplasm; nucleus.